AUGAAGUUCAUGAUCAGCCUCUUCGCUAUUGCGAUGCUCAUCGCAUCUGCUCUCUCUGUCCCACUGGUCCCUGGGGCCCGGGGUCUUGCUGAGUCUUUUGACUCUUCUCUCUUCUCUGGUUUGCCUUCCGUGCCUCACCUGUCUGGCGGUCCCCUUCUUCGUUCGGACCAUCAGCCUGAGCAAUAUUCCAUCAACUGGGCCGGAGCAUACCUCAACGGAACCGGCUACAAGUCAGUCACUGGCCAAUUCGAAGCUCCUACCAUCAAGUUCCCACCCCACGCUGAUCCCCGGUUCACCUAUUGCGGCUCUGUUUGGGUUGGCAUUGACGGUGCUACUUGCCAUUCCGCCAUCCUGCAGACCGGUAUCGACUACUGCGUCAACAGCACUGCAGUCGUUUACGCCGCUUGGUUUGAAUGGUUUCCUGACCGGAGCCACAGCUUUAAGAACUUCUCCAUCUCCGCCGGCGAUAUCAUCAAGGUCUCAGUCGACGCCACAGCUCUUACCACCGGCUCUGCUGUUGUCGAGAAUCUUUCCAACGGCGAGAUUGUGAGUCACGAAUUUAAGAAGGGUGAGGGAUUGGGCCUCUGCGAGGAGAAUGCCGAAUGGAUCGUUGAGGACUUCACUGCCGGUGACAGCCUUAUGCCUUUUGCCGACUUUGGAAAGAUUACCAUCUCAAACGCCCAUGCUGUCACCGCGGAUGGCAAAGUCUUUGGACCCUCGGAUGCAAUUCCUGUCGACAUUAAGCAAGACAGAAUCCUGACUUCGUCUUCUCGGACCAAGGACAGUGUCACUGUUACCUACGUUGGAUAA
This is a messenger RNA of Penicillium salamii, 810 nucleotides long. Lineage: Eukaryota; Fungi; Ascomycota; Eurotiomycetes; Eurotiales; Aspergillaceae. The record is from the annotation of a GenBank genome assembly.